Branchiostoma belcheri (Belcher's lancelet) is the source of this 2341-nucleotide messenger RNA. RefSeq lists its product as uncharacterized. Bases 251 to 1066 code for a protein of 271 amino acids. Gene Ontology annotation, cellular component: plasma membrane. NCBI's taxonomy places the organism in Eukaryota, Metazoa, Chordata, Leptocardii, Amphioxiformes, Branchiostomatidae. The transcript is spliced from 5 exons. The record is from RefSeq and is a predicted model, not a curated record.
UCGUUCGUUCCCUGCCAACUCCCGAAUGAGUAGAACUCCACAGACGGGUUCCCUGAUUUGCUAUCGAUGACAAUCUAAUCACCAGCGUCUAAUCCUCGACCAGUGGGAUGACGUCACUGCCUAGCAACGCGCUUGGAUACGGCGAACGAGCGGGAAUUUCUAGCUCUCGUGUUUGACCUGUUAUUACAUUCUGAAGAUCGCUACCUUUCUUCAUUGGAAGAGAUCUCGUAACUCACCUCCAGAAUUCACCAUGAACAUUCGUCAGCACAUUGGUGUCAUCUUUACCUCGGUGGGACUGAUACUGCUAAUGAUGGGAACUAUAACACCAGCGUGGACGUCACACCAGGUGGGGAUCUGGCCGUCCUGUCAUGAGAACACGACUGUAGAGUCUCCCGGCACGGCCGGACUGUGGGAGGAGUGCUCCAACAUGUCGGGCAGUCCCCAUUGGGUGUCUGUUGAUGCUUGUACGCUGUCUGAGUUCCACUACACUCCCAAUACCGACUGUCCCGCUAAGAUCCUGGACCGGGGGAUCAUCUACGCGGACACCCUUGACGCCUGUGCCGCGGCCUGCUGUAGAAACCCCAUGUGUCAGUCUUUCCAGUACAACUGUGCUCAGGUCUGCUACUUAAAGGAAGCGAAGUGUUCAAGACGACAGAAGACGUUCUCAGAGUGCGGCAACACGUACGAUCGUCCAGAAGCCCACUCGACGGCGUACCACAUCGCCCGGUUCUGCAUCAUGCUGUCCACCAUGCUGCUGCUGCCCGGCGCGUUCCUGGCCGUGUCCGCUGCCUGUAAGGGCGGCCUGGACACAGCCGUGGACGGAUACACCAUCUUUACAACCUUGAUUAUCUUUGGAGGGAUAGCUGGAGGCAUCGGAGCGGCCUUCUAUACGAUUGACCAUGAAUUGUAUGGCAUGGACGUUCCGUUUAGUGUCUCCUUCUAUCUCACGUGGGCACAGACCUUCUUCAGUGUUCCCGGAGGAUUCUUGAUCUGGCAAAGCACCAAGGACGAUGAAGACAUGGAAGCACCGAUAACAGAUAACAAGGAAGAUUUAGAGUCACCUUAACCCUCUAUACACCAAGCCUGGCCACGGAUCUAGGCUGAAUCACCUUAAUCCUUCACCACCCUAAUGCGGCAAAGAUGUGGAGUCGCUUUAACCAUUCAGCACCUAAAUCUGAGAAAGAACGUGUGGUCACAUUUAACCCUCCAUUACCUAAAUCACUACUGAAAGGCAUCAGCAGCCACCGACGUCCAAGAUUGUAACGUGAGGGAUAUCUCAAGAAAUGAACAUCGGACAGCUACUAUGUAAAACACAUCCAUGUACAUGUACAUGCGCGUAUGCGGGUAGAAUCAUGCGUUGUUCACCGAACAUCGAGGCGGAUACAGCUAUUUGUGUUCCAGUGAAUCGUAGCUCAAGCGUUUUCGGACAUCUAGAGGCAAAUUACCUCUACCAGGUGUGUAUAACUCACAGAAGGGAAUACCAGAUGGGUGCGCAUUGUUCUGUCCAUUUGAAUACAAGGACACUAAUUUUAUGCUUCGAUAAAAUAGAAAGAGAGUGAAAAUGCUGUAUACCCUUGUCUUGGAGUGUGGAUCUCACGUACAAGAGAACCAUGUCAACAUCUGUGAUAUGACUGGCCCAAAAUGUUCAAGAAAAACAUUAACAAAAUAGAUAAUUACAGGGACAUUUGUCCUCUACCAGUCACUGCAAUAGUGUGUCCGUCCAACUCUGUGCUACGAUGUGUGUUACAGAUGGUACAAAAAGCAUCAUUAGAAAUAGUCGCAAUGUGCUUUCCAGAAGCAGGAAGUUACAUGUAUUAACCUCCUAUGCGAGUGAAGAAUGUCGUAGUGGAUGUUAUCAUUGUCAUGUAUGCAUUUUCCCUACAUCUUAAAGGACUUGCAAGCUGAGGGAUGUCAACUAUAAGACAAUUGGUAGUUGAGGUAGCAAAGUUUCCAUUUAAAUACUGCGGAUUAGUGUAGCAAGUUCCGUUCACAUAGCCCUAACCUAACCCUGGAGCCAGUUCGUCACCUCCAUUGCAAAACUCGUGUGUCUUAUCGUGUGUAUAUCAAGAGCGUUUCAGUGUUCUUGGCAUUAUUUUACACGAAUCUCUUUUCAAUUUGCCAAAGGUUCUAUUUUUCACGAAUGCCGUGUAUAUUUUCUGUGUUUUGUACAGUAUAGUAUCUAAUGUUUAGAACUGUGUAGUAGUGACUAGUGAGACAAUUCACUUACGUGUGUGAGUCUACAAAAAGGCUUGUUCACUAGUAGUCGAUAAUAUAUGACAUCAUGUACGGUCUGCUAUGACCUCUGAUACAACAGGUAAAGCCUCUGUCACAUAUUCACGAA